Thyridium curvatum is the source of this 9567-nucleotide messenger RNA. RefSeq lists its product as uncharacterized. Gene Ontology annotation, molecular function: phosphopantetheine binding; catalytic activity. The record is from RefSeq and is a predicted model, not a curated record. Gene Ontology annotation, cellular component: cytoplasm. Bases 1 to 9567 code for a protein of 3188 amino acids. Gene Ontology annotation, biological process: amino acid activation for nonribosomal peptide biosynthetic process; secondary metabolite biosynthetic process. The transcript has a single exon. Lineage: Eukaryota; Fungi; Ascomycota; Sordariomycetes; Thyridiales; Thyridiaceae.
AUGGCGGUCAAUAGUGCCGCACCUCUAGGGGACAUCGGCGACGACGUGCUUGCUAAAAUCUCCGAGGACUGCCGCAUCUCGGUGCACGACAUCGAAGACAUCUACCCUUGUACACCUUUUCAACGCGGCCUCUUGACCGAUUCUGAAUUAUACAUUCAACGUUUCGUCCACUCUCUCGACGUGACUGUGGAUGUGGACCAGUUCAGUGCGGCCCUCCGCCGCGUCGUAUCGCUGAACGAAACUCUAAGAACGCGAAUCGUGGACUGCGACUUGGGGUUAGUCCAAGUAGUGGUGAAAGAUGGGUUACGAACAUCAGAUUGCGUACUCCGGCCCUCGCAUCUGGAUCUUCAGCAAUAUCUCCAUCAUGACCGGUCAGCAGCGAUGCACUUGGCCACGCCACUGGCGAGGUUUGCCAUCGUUGGGAGAAAGCUAGUGACCACUAUUCACCAUGCAAUAUCGGAUCAUUACUCACUCAAGUUUCUCAUCGCGGAUACGUGGCAAAUCUACAAGAAUCGAGCACCCUCGCGGCACGCACCGUUCAAAAUGUUUGCCCAGUACUGCAGUGCUAUCGACAGAAAGCGAGCAGCCGCAUUCUGGAAGUCCCAGUUCAGAGGAGGUGUGCCUGCGAUAUUUCCAAGCAUCCCGCCCGAGCACCCGGCGAAGGCAUCUCGGAAAACCGUGCGCAACAUAUCACUAAAAUCGAAGGUCCCACCGGCUCUCAUGCCUGCAUACAUCGAAGCUGCGUGGGGCAUGACGGCCGCCGAUUACAGUGGCAGCGACAUCGUCGCCUUUGGUUAUGUCAUGUCCGGGCGAAGCCCCGCCCUGGCCGGUGCAGAGACGACUCUGGGACCAACAAUUACCACCGUCCCUAUGCAGGUAGAUCUCAAACCCGGCAUGACGAUACAGCAGCUGCUCAAAUCGCGAACCCAAUCUCGGCGAUUACUGUCGACGAAUCCUGCUUUGCAAUAUGGCAUGGCAAGGAUUCGUCAUAAUGUGAGCGACGAGGCACGCAUUGCGUCUAGCUUUCAAACGGUGCUCAACAUACUCCACGAGGCCGAAAAUGAGGCGGACACCCCCGGCCUGGCCCUUGAUGAAGAGAUGGACAUUGAUAGAGCCUAUGGUCUUGUUCUCACGUGUACCCUGGGCGACAAUGGUGUCCUCGUCAAAGCCUCGUUCGACAGCACGGUUCUUCCCGAGACUCAGAUGCAGCGAGUUCUCCGGCAGAUGGAGCAUCGCCUGAGAGCGCUGAUAGACUCGCCUCCCAACACAGCAGUCAGAGCAUUGCAAUGUCUCAAUUUCUCAGAUACUCUCGAGCUCAUGGCCUGGAACAGAAACUUCCCAGAGACUAUGGAUAAAUGCCUGCAUAGUACCUUCUCUUGGCAAGCCGGCUACGCGCCAGAUGGCAUGGCCGUGGAUGCUUGGGAUGGAAGAGCUACUUACCACGAAUUGGAAACCAUGGCAACCAAUUUUGUAUGGGAGCUGCAGCAAGCUAAUGACAUCUCUCCCGGGGAGCCUAUCCUGUUCUCAUUGGAAAGGUCUCUGUCGGCCGUGGUUGCUGUCCUGGGUAUCAUGAAAGCUGGCGGCGCCUGCGUACCUAUCGACGUCUCUCUUCCACAAGCCCGCAAAGAUUCUAUCGCGCACAUCGUCGGGUCUCGGGUUGUAGUGACCUCGUCCACUAAGGAGAAAAUCGCAGGUUGUAUAUCCCACAUCAUCAUGCUCGAUCCGAAGACGCGUCCUACCUCGCCCGAGUCACCAGAGCUUGACCCAAGCCGGCCAGCAUAUAUCAUGUUCACCAGUGGGAGCACUGGACAGCCCAAGGGCGUAGUAUUGGAGCAUCGCUCGCUCGCAGCUUCGUUCUCCGCGUUUGCAAACCGGGUAGGCUGGACCAAAGGAACCCGCGUCCUACAAUUCGCGGCUCCGGCCUGGGAUGCUUGUGCACUGGAAAUGCUGGGCCCACUCAUGGUGGGUGGAUGCGUCUGCAUACCCUCCAACGAGGCACGCGAAUCUGCCCUUGGAGAGUACAUAAACUCUGCCAGGGUCGACUUUGCUAUCCAGACACCGACAGCCCUCCGGAAUCUCACGCCCGAGGGCGUUCUCCCAUCUCUGAAGGCACUCAUGUCAGCUGGCGAGCCAAUACCGCCCAAUGCUUCCCAGUACUGGGGAAGCAAGAUGCGACUAUUCAACGGAUGGGGGCCGUGCGAAGCAUCAGUCUGCGCUGCUAUAGCGGAGCUCACUCCCGCGUCCGUCUUUCCCGACACAAUUGGGACACCGGUAGGCGGCGCCCUAUGGAUCGUUGACCCCGAGAACCCGAACAAGCUGUUGCCAAUUGGCGCUGUGGGCGAGAUCUUGGUCGAAGGACCGGGAGUCGCGCGGGAGUACCUCAAUGAGCCAUCCAAGACUGCUAACUCUUUCAUAACGCCGCCGGCUUUCGUUCCGAAACGCGGGAGCCUACCCAGGAAGCUUUACCGCACGGGUGACUUGGCAAAAUAUAACCAUGACGGAAGCAUCGCAUUCAUAGGCCGGCAAGACAACCAGGUCAAGAUACGCGGCCAACGAUUCGAGCUGGCCGAAGUCGAGGAAGUUCUCGCGAGAGAUCCUCUUGUUGCGGCUAUCGCUCUUGCAGUUCACCGGCCCUCGGCGACGGACCGUAAGGAGCUGAUAGCCGUUCUCAACUUUUCCGGUGACUCUGGAUAUUCUUCCCCCUCCGAAGGUGCUGACGAUGGGCUGCGGGAAGUCUUCCUCGACGAGGGCAACGUGAAGCAACUACAGGCUAUCUGUGACUUUGCCAAAGCCAAAUUGCCCACCUACAUGGUCCCCACGGCAUGGGUGGUCGUGGCCGCCUUGCCGCAAACAAUAUCUGCGAAAAUCGAUCGCGCCAAGAUCAGAGACUGGUUGACCGGGCUAGACAUAUCAGCCGCCCGGAACAGAGCCAAUGGAGGACAGAGCGGAGUAUCUUCUCUCCGCUUGACACCGCCAACCAACCGCACAGAAGAAGCGUUGCGGCACGAAUGGUCGGCCGUGCUGGCUGUAGAAAAGGACAAGAUCGGGCGCGAGAGUUCGUUUGUGAAACUUGGCGGCGAUUCUAUAAUUGCAAUGCAAGUGGCAUCUCGUUGUCGAAAGCAUGGCUUCCGCAUCCACGUUGCUACAUUGUUACGGACAGGGACACUUGCUGAAGCUGCCAACGAGACUGAGGCGCUCGAUGAUACCUCGGUCAUACCAACACUGAGGAGCGCAGAGGAGGCCCUGGACUUCUGUCUGUCACCGAUACAAAAGUUUCUUGCCGACAAUCGCGGACCAGCAUCCAACAACCGUUUCAACCAAGCGUUUCUUCUGGAGAUCAACGUGGACGAUACCACGGCAGACACUUCUUUACAUGUUGAACAGGCGCUCCAAAAACUCGUUACUCAACACUCUAUGCUGAGGGCUCGCUUCUCGCCCUCAUCAGAUGACAAAGGAAACGCAACAUUUAUUCAAAGGAUUUUACCUGCCCAUGGGGCACAAACAUGGCGCUUCUGCGUUCAUAGUGUCGACAGCGAAGAGCACAUACAGAAUAUUGUCAAUGUUACUCAAGCCAGCCUGGAUAUUCUCAAGGGGCCAGUGUUUGCAGCAGACGUAAUACUCGCCCCCGCGGGCCAAACGUUGCUGUUUAUGACUGCUCACCACCUUGUAAUCGACCUGGUUUCCUGGCGUAUUCUCUGGGAAGAUCUCGAGGCCAUUCUUCGCGACCACACGCACUCUCUGUCCCCGAGCCUUUCUUUUCAACUAUGGGUGAAGCAGCAGCAAGAAAACACGUUCAAGGAAUUCCAGACAGUCUCUAGGGAGCAACACACUGUGUGGCCCAAGGCUGACCUUGCUUUCUGGGGCAUGCACGACCGAGUGUCCAUCAUGGCUGACAUGAAACAUAUACGGUUCGCGCUUGAUCGGGAACAAACAAUUCGUAUCAUGGGCGAGGCAUGCAACUCCCCUUUCAACACAACGCCUCCUGUGUUAAUGCUCACGGCGAUCUUGCAAUCCUGGUGGCGAGUGUUCCCGGAAAGAGGUGCACCGGCACUAUACAGCGAGGCGCACGGAAGAGAUUUAAGUAAAGGGUCAGCAAUGGAUCCUUCGCGGACUGUGGGCUGGUUUACCACGAUGAUGCCACUCGCUGUGGCGGGAAUCAAUGCAUCGAGCACCCUUAAAUAUGCAGUGAUGGCCGUGAAGGACUAUUAUCGCGACAUGUCUGCGAGGGCAACACAAGAGUUCACUUCACAAGUGCUACAGUCAGACUCUUUUCGAAGGUCUGACGUUGAAAUGAUUUUCAACUUCGUUGGACACUUGCAGCAGGUGACCCGACGGGAUGCUCUAUUUAAGCUGUUGGAUCGUGCUUCGAUUGAACUGAAAGGCGCGGAAGACGCUGAACAAGUCGGACUUCUGAGUAUCUUGGCCCAUAUUGGCGAAGAUGGGGGUCUCACCUUCACCCUCGACUACAACGGUCAUAUGGCUCACCAAGACCGAAUUGCUCUCUGGAUUCGAGAGCUGGAGGCAUGCUUAGUAACCCUAGCCAAAGAGCUACCCCUGGAGGGGACUCGACUGACAUGGAGCGAUCUCCCACUGCUAAAGCCCGGUAAAACCAAUCUUGGGCAGCUCCAUGCCCGCCUAGCUGAUAUUGGCGUCGCUCCGGAGAACGUCGAGUCUAUCUAUCACUGCACAGCGUUACAGGAAGGCAUUCUGUUUUCCCAGAUGAAGCGCGAGUGGAAGGGGGAUGAAUAUCGCGAUCGCUUCGCUUUCAGACUUGCGACCCGCAGCAAUACGAAAGUAGACACGGCAAGGGUUAUUGAUAGCUGGAAAGCCCUGUGCAAAGCUCAUCCUGUCUUGCGAACAAUCUUCACCACCGGGCUCUCUGGGGAUGGCGCGUUUCAGCAGAUUGUUUUGAAGCAUAGCGAACCCUCUGUGUCGAUUGAGCAGAUGCCUGUGAACUGCUCGGACAUAACAGAGGUUUUCAAGAACCCUAAGGCGGCUUAUUACGUUCAGAACCAACCACCUCACCGCUUGUCUCUAUAUGAAGGGCCGGGUAACGUCGCCUACGCCAUCCUGGACAUCAGCCACACGAUUCUGGAUGCAAGAACCAUGAGAGCGAUAUGGGAGAAUAUCGGACGAGAAUAUUCCUAUCGCAAGAGCAUUGUCAAGGGGCGAAAAUUUUCUGACUACGUCGCCUGGCUGCAAAACCAAGGGGACGCUGUGCAACAGUACUGGAGGACAUACGUUGCGGGGGCUCAACCUUGCCUUUUGGCCCCAGGUGCCGCAGUGGCGGAUUCCACUUACAUAACCAGAGGUCCAGAGAUACCGUUCAAAGAUGCUCGCAGUCUCACGGCGUUCUGCCAGGCUCAAGGGAUAACUGUUGCGAACUUCAUGCAAGCGGCGUGGGGAGUUGUUCUGCGACUGUACACAGGCCUUCCAUCCGUCUACUUCGGGUGUCUUCGAUCCGACGAGGAUGGACUAGACGGUCUAGCGGACAUUUUAGGGCCCUUGGUGACUAUGCUGGUCUGCAAAUUCAAUUUCGAAGAUCCCAGGACAACUUCCUUAGGACUGCUCGAAACGGCUCGAGAAGACGCAGCUCGCGGGCUGCGAAACUCCGGGUGCUCUUUGGCCCAGUUGCAUGACGACAUUGGCCUGUUGACUUCGCCGCUCUUCGACACCAUCAUGACCAUCCAGCAUCUCUGGCCAGCCGACCUUUCGCUGGGCGACGGGGAUCUGGUAGUUCAACCUAUAGAAGGAGAGGAUCCGACAGAAUAUUCGAUCUCGGUCAAUGUCCACUAUUCCAAGAAUGAGCUCUUCCUUCGACUUUCAUAUCAGCGUGCGCGGAUUUCCGAGCAAAUGGCCGAGCGCAUCGCUGAGACAUUUGCAACGGUGAUUGCGAGAAUUCUCGAGAGUCCGGAGCAGGCCCCGCUGGAGUCUCUAGAGCCCAUAAUGGCAGCCAAUAAAUCGACGACGUCAGAACACUCCGCUCAAAUUGGCACCGACCUGCUACUCCUCAAGAGCUGGAACUCCAAAACCCCAGCUGCAGUCGAGGAAUGCAUCCCACACAGAGUACGGUCCGUCGCAAGUCGGCAUCCUCUUGCUCCUGCAGUCUGCUCUUGGGAUCGCAACUUGGACUACGGUCAGCUAGACAUGUUGUCCGACUGCUUGGCGUAUAAGAUCCUAACGGAGUACGGAAUCGGAGUGGAGAUGAUCGUGCCCUUUGCCUGCGAAAAGGCAGCAAGCGCAAUCGUCUGUCUACUAGCUAUAUCCAAAUGUGGCGCCGCAUUUCUCCCUCUGGACACCACGUACACUCCAGACCGCCUCGUUACAGUGUUGGAGGAUGCAAAUGCUUCGCUAGUUCUCGUAAACUCGCUCAGUAUACUUGCGAAGAUGAGAGCCUGCACUUCACAAGCCGUCGUCCUAGUCGACCUCGAUGAUGUAAUCAAGGAGAGCCUCGCUCGGAGCGCCAGCGAGAUUCGCAGCGAACUCGUAUCCGUUUUGGUCAAGCCGUGCGACGCCGCCUACGCUGUUUACACGUCGGGCAGCACAGGAAAGCCGAAAGGAAUAUUGGUGGAACACAGGAGCAUCGCCACCAGCGCGGUAGGGCACGCUCAGCGACUAGGUAUAACGGAACGAAGUCGGAUGCUACAGCUAGCGAACUUCGCAUUUGAUCUCAGUCUUGGCGAUAUCAUGUACGCACUGUUCUCCGGGGCUUGCUUGUGCAUGCCGUCAGAGAAGGAGAGGACAGACGACAUUGCUGGCGCGAUCAAUCGCACCAAGGCUAACUUCCUCUGGGCGACGCCGACUCAUGCAACCUUAUUGACCCCGGAAGAUGCUCCGACGCUGCGGACGAUGUCGCUGAUAGGAGAGCCAAUGAGGCAGGGGAACAUGGAGACCUGGGCGUCGCAUGUUCGCCUGACCAACUCGUACGGCCCGGCUGAAGCCGCGGUGAUGGUGAGCUGCAGGGACGUUGCCAUUGGCGACAACAGCCAAGAUGUUGGAUACCCUUCAUGUUGCCGCUUUUGGGUUGUCGACCCGGACAACCAUGACGAACUGGUGUCGAUUGGCACAACCGGCGAGCUCAUCAUUGAAGGACCUGUUGUGGCCCGUGGCUAUAUUAACAACCCAGAGGCGACAGCUGCCGCAUUCAUCAACCCACCGGCAUGGACUAAUAGUCCAGAGUUUACCUCCUUGAACCUAGCUUCACAGCGAUUCUACAAGACUGGGGACCUAGUCACUCAAAUGGGCGAGCAGUCGUUCAUCUGCGAAGGCCGAAAGGACACGCAGAUCAAGAUCCGUGGACUGAGGAUCGAGCUAGGCGAGAUCGAAUACCAUUUGAACCAUCACGCGGAGCAAGGCUGGAACUGGGUGGUGGAAGUCAUCCGGCCAAGUUGCAGUGAAGAUGCAUGCCUUGCGGCUUUCUUCCAAGUGGAGGGCCUCGAUUCUGCAGGCGUGGCUGGCUCAACCGACGGCGGCUCAGGAUGUGGCAUUGGGCUUCUCCAACCCUUGCCGGAGAAAGCUUCUGCGGCGAAGGACAUGCUCAGCCGCACCGUCCCAGCCUACAUGGUCCCAGACUAUUUCAUACACCUUCAGAAGCUCCCCACCACAUCAUCGAUGAAGACGGACCGUAGGUCCUUGCGUGCAAUAGCGGCCGGCCUUUCCAAGGCCGACUUACUAGCCUUUCGUGCGCUGGAAAAGCCCCACAGUCUUGAGCACCACCAUGCGAUCGAAUAUAGGAAGGAGGUCGCAGACGGUGAGGUCUUCAUGCAACAAGCUUGGGCUGAGGUGCUUGGCAUUUCCGCAGAGGUAAUUAGCGCAGAUGAUGACUUCUUCCAAGUUGGUGGAAACUCAAUCCGCGCGAUGCGCCUUGUCGCGCGACUGAGGAAAGCUGGUCGCGAACUCUCCGUUGUGGAUGUUUUCGACGCUUCCAGACUGGCGGACAUGACCUCGAAAACAAUUUCUUCCCCCAGCGCCGGUCAUCUGCCAGCGGAUGACCCGGUCAGCAUGAAGAAGGCACCCAUUACCGCUGGGUCGGAUGCCAUGCCGCGCCUUGCUGAAAUGGGCAAGAAGUGGACGUGGUUGAAAAGUGAAAAUAUCGAGAGUGUCAGACCUGCAACGGAUACCCAAGCUUGGAUGCUCGCUGUGAGCAAUAUUGAGGGCCACGGGUUUGACGACGGUGUUUCGCUUAUACCUUCGCCCGGGCAUACCCUAGACCUCUCCAAGCUCCAAGAAGCGUGCCAGCAGGUCCUCCGUCAGCAUGCCAUCCUGCGGACCGUCUUUGUGCAGCAUGAUUCCCAGCUAUUCCAAGUUAUUCUCCGGGAGCCCCCAGUCGAACAGGUUCACGCAUGGCCAAACGACCGCAGCAAGGAUAGGGAGUGGUCGAUCUCCGGCCAGUCGGGACUAUUCAAAACUCUCCCGCACUUCCACCUGAGCAGUGACGGCGGUACCUCCUGCCAUAAGCUCGAGCUGAGGAUUCACCAUGCACUCUACGAUGCCAUUUCACUCAGAUGCCUCCUGCAAGAUCUGAGCGCAGCUUAUGCUGGCCAGGCCCUCGCGACAAGACCCACAAGCUUCCAUGAAUGGGUGUCGCAUGUCACCAGCGAGGAAACGGCCAACGCGAAGAAGUUCUGGAAGGGCCUCCUUAGAGGGUCAAUGUCGUACUCCCUGUCACCUCACAUCAGCUCGCCGGUGUCCGGCAAUCCAGCAGAUUCCAAGCUUCGCAUCUCAGUGCCUUCCAAGGUCCUUCAGGUGACUAAUGGCACGGCUGCCAUGAUCCUAAAUGCCGCAUGGGGCUUUGUUCUAGCACAUGUGCUCGAGCAACAGGACGUCAUCUUCGGCUAUAUCAGUGCAAAUCGAUACUCCGCUCGUCUGCCUGGCGUCGAGCAGGUUGCUGGUCCUUGUAUCAAUAUAUUGCCCGUACGUGUACAUCUCAACGGGAACUUGACUGCAGAGGGCAUCGUAUCGGAACUGCAGCGGCAGUCGAGGGAUUCCAUGGAGCAUCAGCAUCUGGGAUAUCGCUCCAUCAUCCGAGACUGCACGCAGUGGCCUACAAGCAGAUUCAACUCCAUCAUUGUGUUCCAGAAUCACGAGUCCCUUGGCAACCUCAUCAACGUGGGUGGUGCUGAAUGCAAAUUUUCGGGCGACGGCCGAGUCGGCGAUUCUGCUGACGUGUGGCUCACUGCUAUGCCUCAAUUGGACGGCCAGCUCAACUUAGAUCUGCAUUAUUCCGCUGCGAACAUAGCUCCCGAGCAAGCACAUUGGAUGUUGGCAUGCCUCGAGGCUGUGCUGAACGCAUUCUCUGGAUCCUGGACAGAGAGCCUCUCCCAAGUCACGCUCCAUGUUCUGGAAACUAGAGGCAGCUACCCAGCAUCCCCCUUAGUGGAGGGACGCACUGGCAACUCGAUGGAUGAUAGUACCAGCGUACAUGGCAAUAUCUACAAGGAAACGAAGCUGUCACGCUCCGGAGGCCGCCAAUGGGACGACCGAUCUGGCAAUAUGUUUGAGAACGGCCAGCAGUGUGCCGAUCUCGUCAAUGAGAUGCUGCUUUCUGGGCAUUAUAAAUACCUCUAA